AAAACAUGGCUUACGUAAUCCAUGUCUUUGGUAAGAACAUGGGCCUUCACACACACAUGGGAAAUGACAUCUUUUCUCCCCUCCCGAUCUCUGCCCUAGGUUCCAGGUAUGUAGUAUCCACCUGUCUGGGAUACCAGACACAGGUGGUGUUAGUGAUAGCUAACCACAACCACAAGACAGACGUGGACAUCACGCUGAUGCUGGAGGGGAACGUCACCUAUGACAACAUGACCUACAACGACGGAGACACGAUUCACGUGACUCUAGAUGAGUAUCAGACCUUCACGAUGAAGAGUGACUAUCACCUGACUGGAACUGUAAUCAACACAACAAACACUGUAGCUGUGUUCAGUGGGGCAAUGCAAGGAAGGUCAGUCAUGGCCGUGACGCAACUAUUACCUGUACGACAUCAUGGGACGGAGUAUGUUAUGUAUAUAGGUGACUACUCCUAUAUUAGGAACUGGAAAUACCAGCUGCAAGUUAUUAGUGACCAGAGCGACACUGAACUUAUGUUGAACAAUGGAUCUACAUUCUCUCUGGGUGACAACCGUGUAUAUCGCCAAUACCUCGCCCGGAAUGAGAGUCUAUAUCUUACCGCCACAAGGCCUGUCAUGGCAACCCUGUGUAGAAACAGCACAUAUCCAUCUCAGCAUGGGUUUGUUGUUGUAGUUCCAGUUAGGUAUUUCGUGAACAGUGCUUUCAUUCCUUUUACAUACUGUAUAAACAUCCUGACUAAACAACACGUAACGGAUAUUGAAGUAUUCCGUUCUGAUACAUUUAACUGGGUGGACAUCCCCGGCAGUGAUUACAAAGCGGGAGCACAAUGUUCAUUCAGCAGAUACAUCGUCCGCUCUGCCAGUAGAUUCGCUGUAUAUGGGUUUUCCCACAACAUUGUAAAUGGAGGCUACCGUUUCCCUUCUGAUCCACCAACUACAGGUGCUGAUGCAGGUUCAGCAACUCCGACGACACAAACCCCGGCCUCAACUGCCGCAGGUGAAACGACACUACCCACACCCGUAUCUAACAACACCCGGACCGGCGGACAAGAAUACCCCGAGGAUGUGAGCUACCUCCUGGUAUACAUUCGUUAUUACUGGACGUGUAGUUAUGCAGUUACAGUGGCAGCUGGGGAAACAGGGGGAUCUUUUCUGGUUGAUUAUCCACAGCUGGGAUAUAACGUCACAAGGACUGUAACACCAUACGGGUACACUUCGGUUGUCAUAGAUCCAUUAUUGUUGCUGACGGUGGGUGUGGAAAACAAGGCUUUCACAAUCCACGUCUUUGUUGAGGACAUGGGCGUUCACGGACUCUGUGGAUAUGGCAUCUUUUCACCCCUCCCGAUCUCUGCCCUAGGUUUCAGGUAUGUAGUAUCCACCUGUCUGGGAGACAUUGGCCACGUGGUGUUAGUGAUAGCUAACCACAACCACAAGAUAGACGUGGACAUCACGCUGAUGCUGGAGGGGAACGUCACCUAUGACAACAUGACCUACAACGACGGAGACACGAUUCAUGUGACUCUAGAUGAGUAUCAGACCUUCACGAUGAAGAGUGACUAUGACCUGACUGGAACUGUAAUCAACUCAACAAACACUGUAGCUGUGUUCAGUGGGGAAAUGGAAGAAAAUCUUGUCACGGCCGUGACGCAACUAUUACCUGUACGACAUCAUGGGACGGAGUAUGUUAUGUUUACAGGUGACGACCCCUAUUAUAGGAACGCGACAUACCAGCUCCAAGUUAUUAGUGACCAGAGCGACACUGAAAUUAUGUUGAACAAUGGAUCUACAUUCUCUCUGGGUGACAGCCGUGUAUAUCGCCAAUACCUCGCCUAUAAUGAGGGUCUAUAUCUUAAUGCCACAAGGCCUGUCAUGGCAACCCUGUGUAGAAACGACCCACAUGUAUAUUAUACUGGGUUUGUUGUUGUAGUUCCAGUUACGUAUUUCGUGAACAGUGCAUCGAUUCCUUAUACAACCUGUAUAAACAUCCUGACUAAACAACACGUAACGGAUAUUGAAAUAUUUACUGGUGAUAUGGCCCCUGUUACACUGGACUGGGUGGACAUCCCCGGCAGUGAUUACAAAGCGGGAAGAAAAUGUUCAUUCGGCAGUUACUUCGUCCGCUCUGCCAGCAGAUUUGCUGUAUAUGGGUUUUCCCUCGACCUUGUUAAUGGAGGCUACCGUUUCCCUUCUGAUCCACCAACUACAGGUGCUGAUGCAGGAUCAACAACUCCCAUGACACAAUCCCCGGACUCAACACCUGCAGGUGUAUCAACACUACCCACACCUGUAUCCAGCAACUCAGGGACAGGUGGACAAGAGUAUACUGAAGGUGUGGGCUACCUCCUGGUAUACAUUCAGUAUAUCGCGGCGGCUCGUUAUGCACUUGAAGUGGCAGCUGGGGAAACAGGGGGAUCCUUUCUGGUUGAUUAUCCACAGCUGGGAUAUACCGUCACAGGGACUGUAACACCAUACGGGUACACUUAUGCUUACAUAGAUUCAUUAUGGCGCAUGACGGUGGGUGUGGAAAACAAGGCUUUCAUACUCCACGUCUUUGGUAAGGACAUGGUCGUUCACGGACACUACGGAUAUAGCAUCUUUUCUCCCCUCCCGAUCUCUGCCCUAGGUUUCAGGUAUGUAGUAUCUACCUGUCUGGAAUAUAAGAUGCACGUGGUGUUAGUGAUAGCUAACCACAACCACAAGAUAGACGUGGACAUCACGCUGAUGCUGGAGGGGAACGUCACCUAUGACAACAUGACCUACAACGACGGAGACACGAUUCAUGUGACUCUAGAUGAGUAUCAGACCUUCACGAUGAAGAGUGACUAUGACCUGACUGGAACUGUCAUCAACGCAACAAACACUGUAGCUGUGUUCAGUGGGGCAAUGCAAGGCGAUUACUUCACGGCCGUGACGCAACUAUUACCUGUACGACAUCAUGGGACGGAGUAUGUUAUGUUUACAGGUGACCACCCCUAUUAUUGGAACGCGACAUACCAGCUCCAAGUUAUUAGUGACCAGAGCGACACUGAAAUUAAGUUGAACAAUGGAUCUACAUUCUCUCUGGGUGACAACCGUGUAUAUCGACAAUACCUCGCCCAGAAUGAGAGUCUAUAUCUUACUGCCACAAGGCCUGUCAUGGCAACCCUGUGUAGAAACGUCCCAGAUGUAUAUUAUACUGGGUUUGUUGUUGUAGUUCCAGUUACGUAUUUCGUGAACACUGCAUUGAUUCCUUAUUCAUGGUGUAUAAACAUCCUGACUAAACAACACGUAUCAGAUAUUGAAGUAUUUACUGGUGAUAUGGUCCCUGUUACACUGGACUGGGUGGACAUCCCCGGCAGUGAUUACAAAGCGGGAAGAAAUUCUUCAUACAGCAGAUACUUCGUCCGCUCUGCCAGCAGAUUCGCUGUAUAUGGGAUUUCCAUCGACAUUGUUAAUGGAGGCUACCGUUUCCCUUCUGAUCCACCAACUACAGGUGCUGAUGCAGGUUGAACAAGGACAAUGCAAGCUUCUCCAGAUGACUGCAAGAUGGUUGUAUCGUAUUGUAUGGUUCAGAGAAACAGAAGAAUGAAUGGGUUGUAAAAUAACUCUUGCCAUAGGACAUUGCACAUGCUCAACAUUGCCUCAGGUGUAUACAAAAUGGACAGCGUAUCAGAAAGUGUCCAGAAGACGGGAUUUACAGAUUGACAGGGUCCGGACUGACGGGUGUCCGGAUUGAUGGGUGUCAGGUCUGUCGGGUACAUGUCUGAAGUGACAUGGAAGUAAAUUGUUUGUUCAGACAUUAUGGGCCUUGUUCAGCAGUUACUUCACAUGCACUGUAGAACGACGAGGAUUAAAAGUUUUUAGACAUAAAUUCAGUUAUCUGUUCAUCAAAGUCCCCUUCUCUUAAAUUAAUUGCUACAAAGUCUCCUUCUCUUAAAUUAAUUGCUACAUGUUUAACAUUGCGUAGAUGUUUUAGAUUCCCCAAGACACAUGAUGUUGAAAAUCGAAAUUUGUGAAAUGGCCUAACCUCUGAACCCUGUGAUGUACAUGUGGUGUGGACUUGACGAUGUGAAACCGUAUCUCAAGGAAUGUGAUUGUUUCCCCUUUCUUGCUAAUUAUUUGUUUUUUUUAUGAAAGCCUACAAUAAUUAUGCAUUUCUAUGUUAUGUUUGUUUAUUUGUUUGCUUGUUUGUUGUUUAUCGCUACACGCGAGUCUGGA
Messenger RNA from Haliotis rufescens (red abalone), 4193 nucleotides. RefSeq lists its product as uncharacterized. The transcript is spliced from 6 exons. The record is from RefSeq and is a predicted model, not a curated record. The coding region runs from base 6 to 3485 and encodes 1159 amino acids. Lineage: Eukaryota; Metazoa; Mollusca; Gastropoda; Lepetellida; Haliotidae.